This is a messenger RNA of Papilio machaon (common yellow swallowtail), 1275 nucleotides long. RefSeq lists its product as uncharacterized. The coding region runs from base 65 to 952 and encodes 295 amino acids. The transcript has 2 exons. Lineage: Eukaryota; Metazoa; Arthropoda; Insecta; Lepidoptera; Papilionidae. The record is from RefSeq and is a predicted model, not a curated record.
GUAGGACAUCCCUACAGUCCCGACUUGUUCCAGCUACAACUAUUAAAUUAAGACAUCCAAGAAAAUGGUGAAGUCCAGUUUCCUAUUUGGGCUAGUAGUCCUGGCGGUGGUAUGCCCGGGCCAAACCGCACCGAGAAGAAGGUCUCGUGCUGCUGCCCUCCCUACGGAAGGCACAUCAGAGGCACCCAUCCGUGAGAGCAAGCUUGAAGAGAAAUACAAAGAAGAUAUCACUACAAGCGCGCCAGAACCAACGCACAGAAGAAAUAAGGCACUAAACUUAUUCGGCUACUUUCCACCCUACAUGUCUUCUGGCCUAGACUACGCGGACGAUGAUGAUGAUGACGUCACCUUCGCAGUCAACGAUGAUAACUUUAGCGGUGAAGAUUUAUCUAGAACCAUCCCUUCUACACGCAGACAGCAAAACAAGAAGAAGAACGGCAACGGAAACCUCUAUCAGAAUGAUAACUUGAACUCCCUGCAGUACGAUAAUUCACCCAUUUUCUAUAUUAGAUUACCCCCUACACCUUACAUGUUUGUUCCCGGUUUAGGAUAUGUAUCACAACCGCCUUCUCUUGGCCCGCCGAUGUCCCCACUAAUGUCUCAAGGUGUUCCUCAAGUAGCCGAUCCGUUCAUCAAUCUACCUUUAGACUUCGUGUCGAAUGGGAAACCGACUGGCGUGUACCAGUGGAGCGGCGCUGGUUAUCCCCAGGUGCCCCAAAUGGGAGCUGUCGAUCCUUUUGGAUAUGGUGCCCCGCAACCUAUCAUACCCGCACCGAGACCGACCUACAACCCUCCAACAUAUCCCAAACCGAAACCAACACCAAGCAAUUCUAAGAUCACCAAUCUUAAAGGCCCAUAUGUCUUCAAUGGAAAGCCAGGCGAUAACGUCUAUGUACUAAGAGAUACUUACAAUUCAAUAUACUCUGACGCUCUCCAAAACUUCUACCCCUAAAACAUAGUUGGUGCUAAUAGGAUAUACAUAAAUUAAUGGCUCGUAUCGAGCUUAUGUGUUCAGAAAAACAAUUUUGGUUUUUAUGUUCAAUGAUGCAAUCAGCUUAUUAUCCUUACAUGUUAUACUUUUAAUAGUAUGGAUUGUAUUUAAAUUUUUUUUAGCAAUUUCCGAUUUUUGUUUCUGCAGAAUUCCAAGGACAAAUACAAUUAUUGAAUUUAUUUUGUUUCAUACAAGAAAGUUUACAACAGGAUUUAAGUUAAAGAACCUUUCAUCAAGAAAAAGACUUCAACGAGAUUUGUUAAAAAAUCACAGCAAACUUUUUA